Molecule: messenger RNA, 1829 nt
Organism: Coniophora puteana RWD-64-598 SS2
Lineage: Eukaryota; Fungi; Basidiomycota; Agaricomycetes; Boletales; Coniophoraceae
Exons: 9
Source: RefSeq, a predicted model, not a curated record
AUGCGCAUUCCCAACGCGCCAUAUACACGCUUGUCCUCGUCCAGAGCUAUUCCUUCCUUCUCCCCUCCCCGGUACUCUCUCUCCCGAUCUUCUGUCCUCUGGCAUGGCCCCCGCCCCCUCUUCCGCAGUAACCAAGAAGAAGAAGCAAAACAAUCACCUCCGACGCCCCCGACAAAACGUCCCACUCAGCUCUUCGGCCUCCUUGUCAAGGCGAGGGUUUCGUAUGCACGAAAGCUCAUUACGAGCACGAAGCAUGCUCGGAUGAGAGCCCUUGUCGACUUCGAGACCAUGCCACCGUCCAUCUCCGCUGCCCUCACUCCCCCGCCCGUGUUUACGAACGCCGACGCCGGCCCGUCUCGUCUCGAGAAUCGUGUACCCCAGGAUUUUACAGCCCCAAAGGGCUCCGGCUCGCCGCCUGCUGACGAGGAUGCUAGCCUGGGCGCUGGGGACAUGUCAUUCACCGAUGAUUUCGUCCAGGAAGCUGAGCAGGUGCCGAGAGUCGAUGAAUUUGAUCAAAGAAUGCGAUCUAGCUCUCUCACGUCGAGCUAUGACAGCGUCCCCGCAUCCGGCCAGUCGAUCCCAAUCACGACCGGACGUCGUCCGUCAGAUACUUCCCUUCCUGCAUUCAAGACCGAAUACCACCCGAAAUCCGGCCGCCCCACCCGUUUCUAUUCGUACGAAGAGUUCCGUCGCCCGGUCCAGCAGCAGGUCUUCGAAAAGGAUGAACAUCCUUGGAGACCGUUUCGCAGCCACGCUGACUACGAGCUGGCAUCUAUUGCGGUGGACGCGCAGAUGUCGGAUUCACUGGUGAGGCGGCUUCUCGAACUCGUGAAGGGCGUCAAAAGUGGACAAGCCAAUGUCACCUUCGAGUCGGUCAAAAACGUUCGGGACGCAUGCGACACGGCUACCAAUACCUUCACUCCUUUCGAACUUCACGAUGUUGUGAUUAACUAUAAAGGAGAAGACCUUCAUCAUGAUUUCUACGGGCGGGAUAUGUUCGACUGGGCCCUAGAUUUACUCGAAAACGAGGCCCUCGCGCCUCACUUCGUCUGGGACGCUCAACGACACUACAAAUACAAUGGAUCCGAAUAUGUACGCUUCAUCGACGAACCAUGGUCAGCAGACCGCUGGUGGGCCAUCCAGGAAGAUCUCCCCAAACUCGGCGACCAUCCGGCCGCACCGCUCGCCUUUGUCUUGUACGCUGACAAGACAAGGUUAUCGAGCGCUGGGAACGUACAGGGUUACCCUGUCGUUGCGAGGUGUGCAAACUUGCCGGCGGACAUUCGCAAUGGGAAAGGGUCUGGUGGUGGAUAUGUAGUCGGAUGGCUUCCGAUUGUGGAAGACAACUCUGAAGAAGACGGGACGCUCGCAUAUACAACACUGAAACGAGUGUUAUGGCACGACUCGGUGCGGAAGCUGUUCGAAAACGCCCAAGAUAGUUCCAAAAACGGCUUCUUCUACGAGAAGUGUCACGACGGAAUCCCUCGAUGGCUUUACUUCACUAUUCUCAUUCUGUCCGCUGAUUACGAGGAGCAAACUACCAUGGUACUUAAUCGUGGUGCGGGUGGAAACCAUCCUUGUCCAGUGUGUCUCGUGCCCAAGAAGCAGCAGCACGACCUAUCCCAACACUUCCCUCGACGCUCGGAGGCAGAAACCCAAGCGGUAGUGGUCCAGUAUAAUCAGCCUAACAUAGACCCAGCCGAAAAACGGCGACUAGGAGCCCGCCUCGACGAGCUGAGCAUCCAUCAGGAAAACAGCGGGCUCCUUAUCAAGUACUUUUUAGUGCUUAUCGCUUUUUCAGCGUUAUUCAAGCACGAAAUAAGGACAGU